UGCAGACAAACAAGCACCGCACUCCAGCGACACCCUGCGAGGACCACACUGGUUUAUCAUAAUUUUUAUUCGAAGUUGAGUUUGUUUUCUUCAUAUUUCGAUGCUGAACUUCCCCAUUUUAUCAAUUUCUCUUAUGGCGUUGGGUUUUGUUUUUAAUUUGUUUGGGUUUCCACUUUUCAAGAAUCGGUCAUGUUGAUUAAUUUUGUCUGUUCUUUCUAUUGUUUAAUCCAUGAUUUGAACAAUUGGGUAAGAUCACAGCUUUAUGAUAUUGGAACAUUGACUAGCUUGACUCAAUUUGUGAUUCAAAAUGGUUUACUGUUGAUGGCAAAGAAGGGUUUUUGAAAAGAUGCCCCCAUUCUCCUUGUUUUCUUUUUAACCUUCCUCUUACUUUCCAUUCAGUGUGGUAAUGUAUUCCUUCUGCUGAGGAAAGAAAAUGCACCUCACUGAUUUGACUUUUUGUGGGAAUAUCUUAAUAAACUUUGUUUAAAUCACUUCAGCUUUGAGUAUGGCCAUGAUCAGUUUUUGUUCGCUAGUUAAAAAUUUAUUGGUUUGUUGAAGACAAAAGCGCAAACUUUGUGUUUAUAUCAAUGUGUUGAACUUGACAGGGUUUAUAGUGUGUUGUUAUGCAACAUGGAAUCUCAAUUAGUAGACCAAAAUGAUGCUAUGGAAGUUUCUGGGGAUGUGGAUUUAAGUACAUAUGAAGUUCAGGUAGAUCAAGAAACAUAUGAAGUGGAUCCAAAUGAGGGGUGUAGAGUACUAGAGAGUUCUUCUGGGGAGAGUUGGGUAUCUGUGAUGAUGAUCAUGCUAUUCAGGAACCAUAUGAAGGCAUGGAGUUUGAAUCUGAAGAUGCUGCUAAGAUAUUCUACGACGAAUAUGCACGACGUGUUGGAUUUGUCAUGCGUGUGAUGUCAUGUAGACGCUCAGAGAGGGAUGGUAGGAUUCUUGCCCGCAGGCUUGGGUGCAACAAAGAGGGUUAUUGUGUCAGCAUCCGAGGGAAAUUUUCAUCAGUUCGUAAACCUAGGGCCAGCACAAGGGAAGGGUGUAAGGCAAUGAUUCAUAUCAAAUAUGAGAAAUCUGGAAAAUGGGUGAUAACAAAGUUUGUGAAGGAUCAUAAUCAUCCAUUAGUAGUCUCUCCUCGUGAAGCACGCCAAACAAUGGAUGAGAAGGAUAAGAAAAUUCAGGAAUUAACAGCAGAGCUUCGGCAUAAAAAACGGUUGUGUGCAACAUAUCAAGAACAACUUACUUCCUUUAUGAAGGUUGUUGAAGAGCACAAUGAAAAGCUAUCUACGAAAAUUCAUCUUGUAGUUAAUAAUCUCAAAGAAUUUGAAUCCAUAGACGAGGUUUUGCACCAAACAGCCGCGAAUCACGUUGUAGUUGAUCAUUAAAAUGUUUUGUCAUGUUCAAAGAAUGAUCCUUCAAUCCAUCAUGAACUGCACACUCUGAUUCAAUGAAUACUUUGGUAAGGUCAGUGUUGCCACGGAGAAGACCACCAUAUCUGUAAACUGUGAAAUUUUAUACCUUGUCACAGUGCCUUGAAAUUUUGUGACAUUUUACCUUGUAAUCUUUGUAUACCUUUUGUUAUCCCCUCAUAUUACACAAGAAAAUGUAAACAAUAAUACUGUGAAGUAUUAAGUUUGGAACUAUUGUAACAUAAUAGUGUUGUUGAUAGGACAAA
Molecule: messenger RNA, 1675 nt
Organism: Vigna unguiculata (cowpea)
Lineage: Eukaryota; Viridiplantae; Streptophyta; Magnoliopsida; Fabales; Fabaceae
Product: protein FAR1-RELATED SEQUENCE 2-like
Source: RefSeq, a predicted model, not a curated record